UCCUGCCUUUUCUUUUGCAGACUGGCAAAUCACUACCCUGGUGUUAAUCCUGACAGCUGCCACCAUCACUCUGCUGUCGUUCCUCAUGUCCCUGAUAGCCUUCUGCCUGGGGAACUAUAAAUUCUAUUAUCGGAUAGUGUCGAUUCUUCUCUUUGCAGCAGUGGUUCUCCAGAUCUGCGCCUUGAUUCUCUACCCCAUCAAGUUCAUCGACAGCAGCCCGCUGAGAAGCUACCAUGAGUUCAACUGGGGAUAUGGGUUGGGUUGGGGUUCGGCCAUCUUUAUGCUGGGAGCAGCCAUCCUUUACUGCCUACGAAAUGAUGUCUAUGAAGACGUUUACUUCUAGGGCAACUUGUAAGAAGGUCCCUGGAUUAUCAGAUCUGGAAGGCCUCUUCAGUAAACAAGAGAGCAACAGAACAGGAAGGACGAUGGGAUUCAUGGGAAUUCUGGGCACAUUCAAGCACAUCAUGGAUGGACAUUUUAACCAGCCUCUCGCCAAGAGGUGAAGACGUUGAAGGCCUUCAGUUGGACACUCUUCCACCAUCACCAGGACUUGUCGCUGCCAGCCAGCCGCACUCCGCUCCAGCACAACCUGCUUAAUAUUUCUCGUGUAUUUUUUCUUUUUUUAAAAAAAAAAAUACUAUUUUUCUUUACUUUGAUCUUCUAUGUAUGAAAUUUUGUCUUUAUUUUAUUUAUGAGAGGGUAGUAGCUCCUACGGCGAAGAGCAGCUUGGCUUAGCUUUUAUUGAGUGGCGUCGUGUGCAGAUCUUGAACGCAAAGAAGGGAAGUUGUGUGAAUGGAAGGAGGUUCUGUAAAUGCAUGGAUGCUAAAUCCACUUGGUACCGAGAAACCCAAAGCACAGAAAAUAUACGAGUUUAUGAGCCACUGAUGAAUAAAACCAUGGAAGAAAUGA
Messenger RNA from Pantherophis guttatus, 909 nucleotides. The record is from RefSeq and is a predicted model, not a curated record. Lineage: Eukaryota; Metazoa; Chordata; Lepidosauria; Squamata; Colubridae.